Molecule: messenger RNA, 243 nt
Organism: Diatraea saccharalis (sugarcane borer)
Lineage: Eukaryota; Metazoa; Arthropoda; Insecta; Lepidoptera; Crambidae
Source: the annotation of a GenBank genome assembly
AUGGCGUUUCGUUGUCUCCGCGGCCCAGUUCGCCGUAACGCUAAGUGCCCCGAUUUGUACGAAAUAAGUGACGAGCCACAACGAAAAGAAUUCCUCGAUGAUCUGUUCUCCUUCAUGCAAAAGCGAGCAUUAAAAUUUGUGAAUCUUAAACGAGGCUCCGACGUGAAGAUACUUUUACGUUAUGCCAGAGGGGCAAACAUAAAACUUUUAAUUAGUAGAAUUAAUUUAUUCGAGUCAGGUUAA